AUGAUAAGUCAAGACAAAGAAAAAAUAUAUAGUGAAAAUGCUCUUAUGAGCAUAAAAUUAAUAAAUUCCCACAAUUGCUCCAAAAUCGCUGUGAAUUUAGUAUGCUAUGAAGUUUUUAUAUGAUGAAGGAAGAUCAAGUGCUUUUGCAAAUCAAUUUCUUCUUAUAACAAUCAUUUUGGAUUAUGAGAAAAUUAUAAGGAUUAUAUUCUAGAGGCCAGAUAA
Molecule: messenger RNA, 222 nt
Organism: Blepharisma stoltei
Lineage: Eukaryota; Ciliophora; Heterotrichea; Heterotrichida; Blepharismidae
Source: the annotation of a GenBank genome assembly